AUGUACACUGUGGGUAUAAAGUGCAAAGGGUUUGCCUCAGGUGGUGAUGGGGGCUCUGCCUUCUCGUCCACCGAUUUGGGUGCAGUCAGCACUCCAGUGAGCGAGCAGACUAAUAGGACUAUUGUACAAUAUUCCUGGCCAGAGGCACAGAAGUGGCUACUGGUUGCAGUUUUAGGACUGGAGAUGGUGAUGGGAAUUGUUGGAAACUGUCUUGUUCUGCUCAUCAAAGUCCUGUGCAGGGGUCAGUUCUGCUGCCGUUACUGGCUUCCCUUCCUCAGCCUCACUUUGUCUGAUUUAGGAUGCUCCGUCCUCAUCAUCUCUGGAUCUCUGCUGGCCAUUCUGACAGGAGGUCAAAGGUCACCAUGGUGUGAGGUUAUUAGUCUGCUGAAGUUUGCCUUCAUCGCAUCCUCCAUAGGGAGCAUAGCCACUCUCUGUGUGCAGCGGCUGAUUGGCUCGGCCUCCUUGCAAAGAUCCGUCUUUGUUGUCGUGGUGAUGGCGUGCGUGUCUUCCUGGGUAAUGGGUGUGGUGUUUGGAAGCGUCCCCGUUGUCUAUGCUUGGAUCAGGUUCGACCCAGCAGAGAUGCUGUGCGCUGUCUUCUGGGAGAGCAGCUACUCGGACAUGCUGGUCUACAUUCUGUGCAUUUUUUCGGUCUGCAUCUUCUUCCCCUUCACCCUCAUCCUCAUCUGCUCACUGCUGAGCACCGCACGCUGCCGCCUCAGCGGCACCAGUGAUGAAGAAGAUCUCUCAGCGAUCACGCCGCUGUUGGUGGCCUCCUACAUUCUCUGCUACACCCCGUUUGCUGUGUCUGAGCUGAUCCUCCUCGGUAGGAUGGACCUGUCUCCGGCACCUGGUUGGCUGAGAACUUUAUCAUCAGUGAUGUCAUACCUGGACUGUACUUUGAACCCCCUCAUAUACUGCUCCCACGAGGAAUUCCGGGAGGCGGGACUGGCCUUGUUAUGGACCAACAGGAAGUCACCAUCAGAGCCAGUUCUCACGGCGGUGAAUAAACGGGACCUGUGA
This is a messenger RNA of Thalassophryne amazonica, 1020 nucleotides long. Its product is annotated as blue-sensitive opsin. The record is from RefSeq and is a predicted model, not a curated record. Gene Ontology annotation, biological process: G protein-coupled receptor signaling pathway. Gene Ontology annotation, cellular component: membrane. Gene Ontology annotation, molecular function: G protein-coupled receptor activity. NCBI's taxonomy places the organism in Eukaryota, Metazoa, Chordata, Actinopteri, Batrachoidiformes, Batrachoididae. Bases 1 to 1020 code for a protein of 339 amino acids. The transcript is spliced from 8 exons.